Molecule: messenger RNA, 6649 nt
Organism: Oryzias melastigma (Indian medaka)
Lineage: Eukaryota; Metazoa; Chordata; Actinopteri; Beloniformes; Adrianichthyidae
Gene: fgd5a
Product: FYVE, RhoGEF and PH domain containing 5a
Exons: 21
Coding region: 793-5310 (1505 amino acids)
Cellular component (GO): cytoplasm
Molecular function (GO): guanyl-nucleotide exchange factor activity; metal ion binding
Source: RefSeq, a predicted model, not a curated record
GGCAUCGCAAACCCAAACUUUUUCAAACCGCAGGUUUUCAUCUGGCCCUGAUACAAACAAUAUGAAUUAAGAAAUACUCAGAAAUGAAAAUGUUCUGCAUUACGAGAAAAGGGCUACAAGAACAUGUUAAAAAGACAAUUUUUUCAUCGGAGUGGGUUUUUAAGCAUCGCAAAAAUAACAAAAGAAAUAUAUUUUAAUAAAAUAAAAACAGUCAUAAUAAUAAAACUGAUAUUUUUUUAUCCUUUCAUUUGUGGUGGCUGUCCAUUUGCCAUCCUUCCAAAGUCUUCUGCCCCCCUUCCCGCCCUCCAUGUAAAAUGUUGUAGCUCCGCCCCUGGUAGAAACUAAUUGAAAUGUCCUGCUUGGACACAUUGGUGAACACGGGUCUACCAUUAAAAUAUUUAAUAAUCUAUAAAUAUACUCAGUUAGAAGCUGGGAUGUUGUUUUAUCUACUGGUGGGGUGGAACAUCUCUUAGUGCCUCGUAUUAAAGUCCCACCUCAGGAAGAGCUCCGCAGCACCUCCCGCUUCCACGCAGGAGCGCAGCGGUGGGGCGCAGCAGUCAGUGUGCGCCAACAUCAGCCGCAGAGAUGCACGCAGACUGAGAGCUGAGAAGAAACACUCUCAAAGCCGAAAACAAACGAUCGCUAUGACGACCCCUGCAUUACGAGGUGAUUUUCCUGAAGCGCUCGCCAUGUGUUUGGAUUAAGUUUGCGCGUCAUCCGAAGGAGCUCCAUCUCUCCGUGCAGGGCGAAAUGAGGACAAGUGCCGGCUGCCGCGGAUGAUGAUGUCCCACAAUGAACGCAGAUUUCUCAAAGUCACUACAAGUUCCUCGACCGAAGGUUCGCAGUCAUCUCACCAUCAAGGUGCAGUCCAAGUUGAUGCCAAAGCCUUGCUCCUCUGUCCAAGGCCCCAAACCUCCCGUUGCCCCUAAACCCUGGUAUCAGCCUCGCCCACAGGAAACCCCCUGCCCUCAACAUGGCAUCAGCAAUGGAGAGCUGACUCACACUGAAGGGGAUCUUGAUGAGACCCGUGAAAUGGCUAAGGAGAAUCAUAACAGUGCGGAUAAAAAAGAGGCACAGGAUGGGCUUUAUGACAUAAGUGCAGGAGGGAAUGACAAAGAGGACACCAAAGAGGAAGAAACAGCAGUGGGAAGUAUAAAAGAAGCAGGAAUAUUAGAGGAUGGUGAUGCUGACAGCAUAAGUUCCAGCGACACAGUGAAAGCUGAUGAUUUGAUCAACACUACAGAGGAUGAAAACACUGACAGUGAGUUUAUUCAGUCUGAAGAUGUUGCAAAGGUUGAUGGUGAGACUUCUUCUCGGCCUUCUCUUGUCAUCUCUGAGGACGAAUCCGGAGGAGAUGAGGAGGAGAACGGUCACACUGUGAAUGUUGAUGGAUGUUCUGAAGCUCGUGAAGACUCAGAGGGAUGUGUAAAUGAACUCAACGUUGAUCAAACACAUUCUUUCGGCGAUGGGUGUGAAAGCAGUGAAAAGGCCAGUGAGAAAUCGAAGAACUGUUUGCCUUCUGGCUCUCAAACAAAUGAGAAUGAUCUGGAAGCUGAAGGGUUUGCAUUCGGAUUCAGCGUGCUCCCAACUCUCACAGAGGAGUAUCCUUACGAUUUGAUCGGGCUCACCGAUGAUGCCAGUGACACGUGCGAGUCAUGUGACCCAACUGAAACAGGAGAAACAGAGGUGUGGCAACCAGAGAGAGCCACAAAGGAUGUCUCUGGUUGUUUCCGAUUCACUUCUAGCACAGAGGAUGUGUUUGGACCUUACUCCGUCAUAGAGGCAGUUCCAGGAAACAUGAGUGGGACUGCAGACCCUGAGUGGAACCCAGAUGUGGAUGAUGAUAUUGCAACCGCAGAUGAAGUGCAAACGCAAGGUGCCUCUUGCCAGGAACCUUUCUAUGUAUCAUCAGAUGACGUGGACAAGCUCGAAGACAAGCAAACCCUCUCAGAACUGCAAAGCAUUAAAGAGGGGACAGAGUUGAUAGAAAAAGCAAAAGACAUUGACUCAGCGGAUGAGUAUGCGGACAUCGACAACACGCUCUGCACCAAAGAAGAUCAGUUCGAGCAGUCUGGAUGUGUCUCGUCAGAGGAUUACGUGGAGAUAGGCGAUGAAGAGGAAGAGGAGGAGAAAGUGGAAAAAAGACACAUCAAGGCAAAAAGUGCAAAAGAGAGGACAGCGAAACGAGAGCAGGCUUUCCAGAGGAAAAGCUGCCAGCCUCGCCUCAGGUUGUGCAACAUCACUGUGCCUGCAGAUUUGGACCUGGGCCGCACCCCGGAGCUCACCAACAGGGUGGUGUUUGCCCACACCACAGAGGCCUUUGAGGAAGACAUCGAAGAACUGGACUGCCAUAUUGUGCCUUACUAUGAAGACACAGACUCAGACAGCGAGGAGCACAUAUAUGAAGAGGCAAGGUUUGAAUCGGAUGGGGAGAACUUUAUAGCUCCUGAUCCAAAGUCUGCCGUCACCAGAUCACGAUCUUAUUCUGGGAAACUUCCCAGUAAUGUCCCUGAAACUGUACCAGAGGAGACAGUGACAGAAUAUCCGACUCACGACUACUACACUGUAACUUUGGAUAAGAACAGGGAACCCAUCAGCCCCUCACAACAGCUAGGAGUCAACGGUGCAAAUAUUCUGUCUUUAAACCCUUCAACACAGAACGAACUCAAGGAUGAGAUCAGGAUGAAGAGGAGGAAUGAAAAUCUUUCUCUUCCAUGCGUCAUAACUUCUUCAGGAAGCUUCUCUCACCGUGUCCAACAGUCAUCCAGUGGGAUCUCCACACCAACCUCUAUGGUGGAUAUACCUCCCCCUUUUGACUUUGUAUACAUCACAAAAAGGCCAGUGACCAAGAGCUCGCCAUCACUCCUGAUCCAACACGAACCCAACGAAAUACCUAAGAAAAAAAAGACUUCUUUCAAGCAUUUUUUUGCACUCAAGUUCAGGAAGAAGGCGGAUUCAAAAGGUUUCAGUGAUGGAAGUGUUCGCUCCUCGCGUUCUUCCUCAGCAUCCAGCCACCAUGGGCCUGCAAGAGUCAUUGAGCUUGAUAAUACCAGCAGUGGCAGCUCUCCCCAGCCUGGAUCCCACAUGACUAAAGUCAAGCAGCAUCCCUCGGACCUGCCACCCUCCUUCUUGCUCUACAAAGACCAGAGGAGUAAAGGAAACCCCAAAUCUUAUGGAAGGGAUGUCUCCAGAGUGAAGUCUUUCAAAGAGGACCCUCGGCGCUCCGUCAUGCCGCUGCCUUUGAACAAACCUCGCUCCAUCUCCUUCCCAAGUGCAGAUACUUCUGACUAUGAAAACAUUCCAGCCUUAAGCUCAGACUAUGAGAACAUCCAGAUUCCAAGACCAGUCAGAUCCCACACCGUCACAGAGUUUUUUGAGAAUCCAAGCCGAACAACUGCUCCCUACAAUGAGAACGAUGGCUAUGUGGAUAUGAACAGUUUUCCUGGGAUCGACAGGAAGCCUGAGACAUCAAAAGGAGAUUCUGAAAGUGCCUACACUGAGCCUUUCCCAAUGAACACUGUCCCCGCUGGACUGUCUGUGGAGGACGACCACGGACGGACAUCGGAGGAGGAAGAAGGGAUCUUGGAACAAGGUUUUGACAGACAGAUUGAUGGCCGGUCUCGAGCGUUCUACAUUGCCAAGGAGCUCGUGGACAGCGAGAGACUACAUGUCAAUGCUCUCAAGCACAUCCAGGAGGAUUUCAGGUCAGCAGUGGCCGAGGCGGUGAAUGCGGAGGGGGAGCCAGUGCUGGAGGAGCAAAGGUUGGGGGAGAUACUGAACGUGCUCCCACAAGUUUACAGCCUCCACUGUAGCAUCUUAGCCGACAUGGAGGAACGAAUUAUGCAGUGGGAAGAAAGCCAGAAGAUGGUGGAGGCGAUCUUGUCCCGUCAGGAUGAUUUCGGGGUGUUUGACACUUACAUCUGCCAGUACGAUCGCAGCAUGUCACUACUGAAGCAGAGCUGCAGGAACAACCCUGCUUUUGCCGGCAUCGUCAAGAAAUUUGAGACGAGAGGUGCAGAAGAAAGUGAAGUCCCACUAAAACACCAGCUGCUACAGGUCAUCGUGAGAGUACUUCAGUAUCGAAUGCUUCUUACAGACUACCUAAAUAAUCUUUCCCCUGAUUCAAAGGAAUACACUGACACUCAAGCUGCCUUGGUGAUCGUGUCCGAGGUGGCAGAUCAGGCCAAUGACAACCUCAAACAGGGGGAGAACUUGUUGCGUCUGGUCCACAUCGAGUACAGCGUGAAAGGAAAAAGGGAUCUUCUGAAACCUGGAAGAAUAUUUGUCAAAGAGGGGACUCUCAUGAAGGUUUCCAGGAAGAGCAGGCAGCCACGACACCUCUUUCUGAUGAAUGACAUGAUGUUGUACACCUACCCUCAGCAAGAUGGCAAAUACAGACUUAAGAACACCCUGCCUUUAUCAGGAAUGAAGGUGAGCAAACCUGCGCUGGAAAAUGUGCUCAACUGUCUUAGGAUUGAAGUGUCUGACAUCACCAUCACCCUCUCUGCAAGUUCGGUUGGAGAACGAGAAGACUGGUUCCACACACUGAGCCGAGCAAUAGCAGACCACGCUGCAGGCCUCUGCACGUUUGGCGGCCCUUGCAGUGAGGCCCGUGAGAAACUGUGGAUGGCCCUUGGGGAAACUGCACCCGUCCUGGUUCCAGUUUCACAAGUGAUGAUGUGCAUGAACUGCACUACUGAUUUCAGCCUCACACUCAGACGACACCACUGUAACGCCUGCGGAAAGGUGGUAUGCCGAGCGUGCUCAAGACACAGAUACCCUCUGAAGUAUCUCAAAGAUAGGAUGGCAAAAGUGUGUAACCUCUGUUUUGCUGAACUGGAGAAAAAAGGUGGCAGCGUUCCAGCAGCUUGUGAUAACUCCAGCCUCCGAAGUCAUCGGGUCAGUCGGCCCCUCUCGACUGUCUUUCAGAGCCUGCAGCCCCCCAGCCUGUGGAAGUUAAGAAAAAGUACCUCCAACCUCAGUCAGGUUUCACUCGGCGUGGAGGGCUCCACCAUGAGUGGGAGCUUGCAGCGGCGAAAGAAGAGCAAACGAAAGUGGAAGAGGCUGUGGUUCCUCCUCAAAGAUAAGGUGCUCUACACCUUCACAGCCCGCGAGGAUAAAGUGGCUUCAGAAAGUUUGCCUCUGCAGGGCUUCACUGUGAAGUUGACCGAGGGCCCUGAGGAAGAAGGAAGCAGUAGCAGCGUGUUUCAUUUGUACCACAAGAAAACCCUCUACUACACGUUCAAAGCUGAUGAUCAACACACUGCACGCAGAUGGGUCAAUGCCAUUGAAGAAGCCACUGUUUUAUAGCAUCUGCUCAGUUAAACAGAAGCCCUUCUUCCAUUGGCUGCUAGAACUUUGUGAAACACAACAAAACUACCUGCUGCGCCUAAAAACAGACCAUCAGAAAGGAUGCAUCAUAUCUGGUUUUCAGUGGGAUUCAAAGACAAACCACCAAAUGACUUUUUGUAUAGAGGCUGCCACCUUGUGGGUGAAAAAAAGGAACCAAGUAAAGCCAAACCAGGAGGAUUUCAACAUCUAUGGUGAUGAACUGGAUAAAAAUCCUCAAACAUGAACAUUCACCAAGGCCUUCCCUUUCCCAGAGCAGCUUAAACUUAAAUACAUUUAAAAUUUUGAAAAUCUAAGAAGACUUUUAAUGUUGUCAUUUCUACUUAGUUUUUACCUUUUUAAAAAGAUUUCUCAUUUUAACAGAAACAUAUUCAGCUUUGUUGUGUUUAACUAAACAGGAUUUUUCAGAAAAUUAUUUCAAAUAAAGUUUUAGUUUACAAAUAUGAUGUAAACAUACUUUCUAAAACAACAAACUCAAACACUACAGGAAUCUGGUAUCUAUGACAAUGACUUUGGUUUUGGUUUUUAAUUAGGUAGCAGUGUGCAUUUCUACUGUCAUUUUCUAUUGCCUGUUUUGAUGUUUUCAACCAUUUGCAAGGGGAUUUGAUCAAGAAAGGAUUAUUUAAUCCCAGCACACAAAUACAAAUCUUUUUUUUUUUAUUCUUAAAUAAACUUUUUUUUCCAAGACCCAAUAACAGUUUUCUUUGCAGAAGUGUUUGAAACAUUAUGAUCCUUAUAUUUUAUAGGGGACAUUUUUUGCCCCAUUUUGACAGAUAUCUGUGUUUCAAAUUAUAAAUUGUGAAGUAUACACAACAGAUAAUGAAGUCAUAUAUAAAAAUGAUUUAUUUGUAUAAAAUUGUGUUACACAAAACUCCAAGUAGUGAAUUUUUCUGUUCAUGAUUGUAAGUGAACUUUAUACUUUUUGUGUAAUUUUACUCAAUGUCUUUUAAAUUGAAACUGUAAAAUUUCUCCCAGCAUGCCAAUCACUUUUAGAAAUGUAUUUUAAUGGUUAUCUUAUAUACAUAUUUUUUGACAUGCUGAUCUUAAGUGCCAAUUUAUUAUUUUUAUUGAAUGUUGUGCAAUUUGCAAUUAUUAUGAUUGUGCCUGAAAUUCAACUGUAUCUUUGAUUCUUUUCGUUAUCACAGUACUGUAUGGACAGACGUGAUUUGUUUUUUUCUUACAUGUUUCUGUUACUUUACAGUAUUAUCCACAUAUAAAAGAAUAUAUGAUUGUGAUAUUUUAUUAUGGCAUUUUUCUUGAUGUAUGCUGCUGGAUAAAAAUAUAUCCUGUCUGUGUUGGA